Molecule: messenger RNA, 1838 nt
Organism: Engraulis encrasicolus (European anchovy)
Lineage: Eukaryota; Metazoa; Chordata; Actinopteri; Clupeiformes; Engraulidae
Gene: chek2
Product: checkpoint kinase 2
Exons: 15
Coding region: 95-1669 (524 amino acids)
Biological process (GO): mitotic DNA damage checkpoint signaling; protein phosphorylation
Cellular component (GO): cytoplasm; nucleus
Molecular function (GO): ATP binding; protein binding; protein serine/threonine kinase activity
Source: RefSeq, a predicted model, not a curated record
UGCUGCUGUAUUGGGCAUGUCCAGGAUAAGCCCGGUAAUUUUUGCACGUGUAGUGUAGAGUAAAAUUAAAUUAAAAUCGGCAGACGGCAGCAUCAUGUCUCAGGACCCCGAGCAGGGUACCCAAUCCCAAACCCCUCAGACCCAGUCUCUGCCACAGUCCCAGGGCGGCUCCAGCUCCUCGUCUGGACCCACCUCCGGUAGCCAGACGUCGUCCUCCGGCUCUGGCACGUAUAGCUCCGUGGACACCCUCCCGGUGCGAGACCUCGCCUCCAUUCCCGAGGAGGAGCCUGGGCCGCAGCCGUGGGGUCGGCUGCUGCCCAUGAAGACUGGGUUCAGAGUUCAGGACUGUGUGGAGGAGGAGUAUACGUUUGGACGAGGCCGGAAGUGCAGUUACAUAUUCAACGAUCCUAUGAUUGGUGAAUGGAUUAAAUCGUAUAGUAAACUACAUUUCCGUGUAUUCAGGGAGAAUGAUGAUGUUUUCAUCGAAGACCGCAGUGCCAAUGGCACAUUCGUUAAUAAGGAGAAGGUUGGCAUGGAGAAAAAGAUUCCUCUCUUGAAUAAUGCAGAAAUAUCGCUGGCUGAUCCCAGCCAUAAAGUAUUUGUAUUCAUCGAUUUGACAGCAGAUGAGCAAGAGAACCUGCCCAGUGAACUGAAAGCCAAAUACCUCAUGUCAAGGAAGCUUGGUGUGGGAGUUUGUGGAGAAGUGAAGCUGGCGUUUGAGCGAGAUACAUGCAAGAAAGUUGCCAUCAAAGCGAUCAAUAAGCAGAAUUUCAAGUCUAUUGGGACGGCAACGCGGAAUGCUGAGCGAGAAAUUGAGAUCUUGAAAAGAAUAGACCAUCCUUGUCUAAUAAAAACGGAGGCAUUUUUCCAAACAGAAGAUGCGUAUUACAUCGUGUUGGAGCUAAUGGAGGGUGGAGAACUUCUUGAAAGAAUCAAAUCCAGGGGUCAACUGAAGGAGGCCAUUGCCAAGCUAUACUUCUAUCAAAUGCUGAAAGGAGUGCAGUACCUCCAUCAAAAUGACAUCAUACAUCGAGACCUCAAACCAGAAAAUAUUCUGCUUUCAUCUGUCGAGGACGAGUGCCUGAUCAAAAUCACAGAUUUCAACCAGUCAAAGAUCCUGGAGGAGUCCUCGCUGAUGAAGACGCUGUGUGGAACGCCCAACUACCUGGCUCCCGAGGUCUUCCUCAGCGCCACGACCGACGGCUACACCAGCGCAGUGGACUGCUGGAGUCUCGGGGUGCUGCUCUUUGUCUGCCUGGGGGGCUAUCAGCCCUUUCACCCCGAGAUUAGUGAUCUUCCAGUGAGAGACCAAAUUACCCAGGGACUGUACAGGUUCAUCAAGUCGAAGUGGGAAAACGUUUCUGCUCCAGCCAAGAACCUGGUGAAGAGGCUUCUGGUUGUUGACCCCAAGAAACGAUUGACCAUUGAGGGGGCUCUCAAGCACGCUUGGCUACAGGAUGAAGAGAUGAAGAAACUGGCCAAUCAGAUCAUGUUCCCGGACGGUGGAGGUGAUGCUGUUGUUGAGCCACAGCCGCAGGUCCCGCCACCACAGCCUUCACCACCUCCGCAGCCCUCCUCAAGCAGGAGGUCAAGAGAGGAGGAGGAGGAGGAGGAGGGAGCAGGAGAGGGGGCGCAGCAUCCCGCUAAGAGGAAGAGAGAGGAUGCCUAAUCACUGGAUCACGUAUGACUGCCUGGACCUCUCAAGGCAUGUCACGUCACGUGACUUAUUUGUGUACAUAAUGUAUAUUGCCAGAAAUUUGUCUUUUUUAUACAUUCCGUAGCCUUUAUAUGUAGCCUGUUUCUUCGAAUCAUGUUUUUACAAUAAACGGUUCUCUUGA